Molecule: messenger RNA, 2453 nt
Organism: Paramormyrops kingsleyae
Lineage: Eukaryota; Metazoa; Chordata; Actinopteri; Osteoglossiformes; Mormyridae
Source: RefSeq, a predicted model, not a curated record
GCUCUGUCUCUCUCUCUCUAUCCCUCCCUCCCCUCCUCCCUCUACAGCCCCUCACCCCUCACCCUCUCACUCUCCUCCAUUAAGUUUCAAGUCUAUCUUCUCCUCUGGGCCGAACAGACAGCAAACAGGUUUUCAAGAAAAGCCUGGCCCUGCUCCUUUCUCUGCCUCCCAGGCCUCUACCCCUACAUCCCCAUCCCGCCUCCUGCUGUUUUUUAUUUUGCUUACUUGUUCACCUCCCAAUGACACUGCUCCCCUCUGCUCCUCCUACAUCCCCAUCCCGCCUCCUGCUAUUUUAAUUUUGCACCUCCAGCCCACCUCUUUCUUGUAGUCAUUCCUGUGAAGAAGCCCUACCUUUAACCAGCACCCAUCAUCCUCGACGACCCGUCUCCCAGUUGAGCUUUGGCUAGCCUUGCCAAAGUCGGCAUGUGGUCCAGUUUAUUCAGCCAGAAGGACGAAUUUGGGAGAGGAGCGGCGGCGGCUGCGGGUGGAGCAGGGGCCGGUGGAGGGAAGGCAGUGGUGCGAGAGAUAUUCGGAAAACGAAGGGCUCAAGAGUCUGAGCUAAAUAAAAGCCAAAGGGGUAAAGUCAAGUUGGUCUUUUUCGUUGCCCUUGUGGGUGUCACACUUUCAAUCUUCGGCGUGAGCACGGACUACUGGGUGGAGUUGGCCCCACCCAAGAGGUUCUACGGCAACGAGACUUGUCUUGUGGCUCACUACGGGCUAUGGAAGGGCUGCGUGAGGAGACUGUGGUUGGAUGACAUCAAUCCCAACAGAGAGAGCUGCGGGCCUGCUGGACUACCUGGAGAAUCAAACUGCACAUACUUCAGAUUCUUCACUUUGGGAGAGAAUGCCGUUAUUUUUAAGAGGACGACCACGAAAAGUCUGAACAUGACGACAGCCGUCCUGGCUCAGAUCAGCUUCUUCAUGAUGGCCAUGGGAUGCACGUGCAUCAUUAUGGCCCUCAGCAAGGGAGUGCAGUUCUUCGUAAAGUCCGCCUCCUUCUGCUUCAUUUUCUCAGGACUCCUGCUUUUGGUGGCUGUUAUCGUCUUCCACCAGUCGGUUCUCUCCCUUCUGGGCAGUGAUCAGUCAAUCCCGCUGCAUCAUGAGCUCUCCUCCUCCGUGGCCUGUGUGGGGUCAGCAGGAGCUAUCCUCAUUGUGGGUGGUAUCCUCUUUGUUAUGCUCUUCCUCCCUGGCAUACCCUGUAAAUAGUGGCCUCCACAAGACAUGCGCCACCUAGUGGCUUGGUGGUGUCAGACCUACAAGCAUUUACAAGUACAAUAAGAUUCCUUGUGCUAGAAAUGGAAAAACUGACUGAUGGCGAGUCACUAUGCCCACUUAAACUGACAGAGAACCUGACACAAUCAGCACCAAAUUCAGUGUGAGUAGGAAAGAGAAAAACUAAGGCUUUACAUUAAUUUCUUGACACUUUAGUAUUUUGCAAAGUGAAUAAACAGCUAGACCUGCACAGAAAAUGGGACUAUGACUUAGCCCAUUCCUACAAAAACGAUGUCUUACAGAGUCUCCUGGAAAUACAAGGAAACACAAACAUAUGCAAGCAUUUUUAUUUCCUGUGUUUGACUUUACAUGUGUUAUCAUCUACUAUCCCAUUUAAGAAUGAGGAAAAGCAUCCAUCCAUCCAUCCAUCCAUCCAUCAUCCAUCCAUCUUCUCACUGGUUAUCUUGGUGUAAUCUGUGUAAUCAGGGACACAGAGUUUUAUUAUUAUUUUUAGCAUUAUUGUUAUUACGUCUAUUAUAUUUUCUGGGGGUAGAUGACAUUACAACCGUUACUCUCACAUACAGUUUCGUAAUGCGACACAUCACAUUUUAAUGAGGCUCUGGCGCUGCCAACAUAGUGCGCUUUUCGGCCUUUUGUGUGAUUCAGCGAUGACUGGCUCUCUCCUGAGAAGCCGUGAAGUAUCGCACUUCUUGGGGAACAGAGCUCGCCAUCCCUGCCGCGGGGACUUUGUCCUGGAACAUUGACAGCAACAGAUGCAGAUGGUGACAGAGGACGACACUAAGUUGUACGACUUAGCAAUUCCCUGGGAACCGCUUUGAGGCCUUAAUGGAAAAUGAAAAUAAACCUUUGACAAAAUGUUUGUUGUAUAAUAUCUACUCAUGCAAAUGCUGUUUAUAUACUAUAUAUUAAGGUUUUGCAUCCACCUGUGUUUUGAAAAAUAAACGAAAAAUGUAUAUAUAUAUGCAUAUAUGUUUUUUUUUCUUUUUUUUUGACUCUUGGUACUGAAUCACAGAAUGACAGAGGGUGUAUGACUUUUUAUGUGAUCUUCUGGGAAUGAUAUUUAAGGGCUUUUAUUUUGUCAUGUCAUAUUUAGGAUACCUCUUACUAUAAUAAACCUGUAACGAAUGUUUUCAGUGUGUGAGCAUGUGUGUGGGUAUGUAUCUGUCCCUCUGUUUAUUCAUGGAUUAUACUGAAAAUAAACUUAUUCGACAAAAUCUGGA